Acanthochromis polyacanthus (spiny chromis) is the source of this 4115-nucleotide messenger RNA. RefSeq names its product forkhead box B1a (gene foxb1a). NCBI's taxonomy places the organism in Eukaryota, Metazoa, Chordata, Actinopteri, Pomacentridae. The record is from RefSeq and is a predicted model, not a curated record. Gene Ontology annotation, molecular function: DNA-binding transcription factor activity, RNA polymerase II-specific; RNA polymerase II cis-regulatory region sequence-specific DNA binding. Gene Ontology annotation, biological process: regulation of transcription by RNA polymerase II; cell differentiation; anatomical structure morphogenesis.
AAGAGGUGGCACAUUAAUGGAGCGCCUCUACAGGGGUCUUUUCUGCUCAUGUCACUACAUAAAACUAUCAGAUGGUUAGAGGAAGGCCAUGGAGGCAUACGCUUAGCUAGUCUUAUCAAGGACGCCAAAUGAAGUCUAUUCAACUCUGCUAGCGGGACAAGCUGACUUACUUUGCAAGAAAGACUUACAGCAGCCGUCACUCCAUAAAUGUGCACCGUCCUCGCCCGGGCUCGCCUGCACACCGCAGAGGCGCACAAACUGGCUGUUUUACGCGCAGCGCAACUCCAGCGUCGCCUGCACUGAAACUUUCCUCAGCGGCUGUUUUCAUGACGAGCAGCAAGCUUUCACCAAGGAAUUAAGGGAGACUACGUUUUUUUAAUUAUUAUUAUUUGCUUUUCUGAAAAAGAAAAAAAUCGAGGAUGCCUCGUCCGGGGAGAAACACGUACAGCGACCAGAAGCCACCUUACUCCUACAUCUCCCUCACUGCCAUGGCGAUCCAGAGCUGCCCGGAGAAGAUGCUGCCUCUCAGUGAAAUUUACAAGUUCAUCAUGGAUAGAUUCCCGUAUUACAGAGAAAACACCCAGCGGUGGCAGAACUCUCUGCGGCACAACCUGUCCUUCAACGACUGUUUUAUUAAAAUCCCCCGGCGCCCAGACCAGCCAGGUAAGGGCAGCUUCUGGGCUCUGCACCCCAGCUGGGACAUGUUUGAGAAUGGAAGUUUUCUGAGGCGCCGCAAAAGGUUCAAAGUGUUGGGCGCGUCUGAUCACUUGGCCCCCAGUAAGCAGUCGGAUGCUGCCCAUUACCUCCAGCAGCAAGCCAAGCUGAGGCUGAGCGCCCUGGCGGCCACCGGCACGCACCUUCCCCAGAUGUCCACCUACAACCUCGGAGUGUCCCAGACGUCAACUUUUAAGCACCCGUUCGCCAUCGAGAACAUCAUCGCCAGAGAGUACAAGGUCCCGGGGAGUCUGGCGUUCUCCACCAUGCAGUCCAUGUCCGCCGGGUACCCCCUCCACAACCAGCUGACCACCGCCUGGCCCCACAUGUACAACACCAGCGUGAUUGACACGGCGGCCCCCAUCUCCAUGGCGAGCAGCGACUACAGUGCCUACGGCGUCCCCAUCAAGUCCCUGUGUCACGGGGGACAGUCCUUACCGGCCAUCCCCGUGCCAAUCAAACCCACCCCGACCUCCAUGCCCGGUUUCUCGGCUCUCCCUCCCCACAUCCCCGCGUUUCUAUCAAACUCUCCGCAGUCUCUGAGCCCGACGUCCCCACAGACAGCGACGAGCCAAAGCAGCCCUGCGACCCCGAGCGAGACUCUGACCAGCCCGUCCACGCUGCAGUCCGUGGCUGUGCACUGACCGGCCGGACUGUCGCGGUGAAACUCGGGACUGUUGGCUCCCCAGGCCAUCCCCCUUGCUCUCUCUUUUACCAAACCCAAAGUUUAUAAGCCUAUUUUCUGCCGUCGGAGAAACUAUCAAGGCGAGUUGCAGUUGCAUAUCGAUUUAUUUGUAUAUGUGUUGAAUGUGUCGCUUUAAAUUGUGUCAAAUCCAGCACAGAGUCGCACAGCGAAGUAUUGCUCUUGAAAAUAUAAAUUAUUUGAUGAUAGUUCUAUUUUUCAGUUUGUUGUGAAAAUAUGAGUGUUGAAAAAGUGGAGCCACUGAAGGGGACCCAGGAGGAGGAAGGGGUUUGUUUUUGGCACCAUCAAAUCCCAGUGGCGUUUUUUUUUUCUCCCCAGUUUUAUCAAACAGCAAAACUUUUGCACCGUUUCUGUGUGACCACUGUAAUGUCAAUGAAUUACGAGGCAAUGGCUCCGUGUUUUUGUUUGCUUUUAAUACUGGAAUGAUGGGUAAGGGUAUACCAAAUAGGAAUAGGAUUUAGAUUCGUUCUUACCGUCUGUGUAAAAAAAAUUUAAAAAAAGAAAAGAAAGCAAACUGAAACCUUUUCAAAAACCGAAAAGCAGUAUUGUCCUCAAAAUGCAAGAUGUGAAUAUUGCAAAUAACUGAUACUGAAAUGUUGUAAAAUGCACUUUUUAGUUUUAUGUUUUAGAUAUCUAUUUUCCAGGAAAAAAAUGUUCUGUGAAGCAUUUAAUUUAAAAAAAAAAACAACAGGCUGUGGUGACCAUGUGUAUCAGAUGCUGUAAAUUUGUACUUCUUCUUUUUUAUUUUUAGGUAAAGCAUGCAUUCUAAAAAACAAUUUGUGUUGUUACUGUUGUUGUUGUUAUUGCUGUUGUUUUGUUUAUUUUUUUGCGAGCAUGCGUGCUUUCGAAAAAGUGUGCAGUCUGGAAAAAAUAAUGGUCAUCGAAAUAUUUUCUCAUUAAAAGUGAAGUAAACAAUCAAAAGUGUUUCUGAAGAUUUAAUCAAGGACGAGCACACAAAUUAUUAUUAUUAUUAUUAUUGUUUAGAUCACAGUUAUUCAACUUGCAGAUUUUUUUAAAUGGUGUGCAUUCAGAAUUUAAAUUACAACAUAAUAAUAACAAUAAUUAUAACGAUAAUAUUAACGAUAAUAAUCUUAAUCCAGAUCUGUGUGGGAGAGGCUGGGAAGCUGUGGGAAGAGAACUGAAUCGUGCAGCCGAUUAGGAUGCAUGGAGCUGUGAUGCUGUGGCCACAGCGCAGACAACCAGCCUCAUUCAUCAAGCUCAACUAAACACAAUUAGGCCCAACAAUAAACAUUUAGAAAAAGCCACACAAACUAUCACAAUUAGUAGCGUUGCAUAUUUUUCUGCAUCACGUGUCACCGAGGGCAAUUCAAUAAGCGUCAUGUUCAUUUUCCCUCCAUCCUCUAACGAGUGCAUGUCGACCUUGUAAUUUUCUCCCAUUUGAAGGAUUCAACAGGUUUAGAAAUGCAAAUGGAGAAAUAUCUGCGCAAGUUGUGUCUUAAAAAAAAAUGUUUCCAACGGAUUAAAUAGAAAGUAACGCGAUUCCUGUGCCUCCUCCAUAGAAAAGUGCAGCCCAUUUUCGGGGUAUUAAACAAAUACAUUAGAAUUCCGUCACUUUAUGGAAUCCAGUAGAUCAAAUAAAGGGUCUCGGGCCACUUCAUUCUCCCUCAUUCACUUGUAUUGAAAGUGCAAAGAAUGGUAAACUUAGACUGGGCCACCAAUGUAGAUUUAGCCUUUUUUCAGCAAGACAAAAAGACUGAUUUUUCACAAACACAUUGCUGACUGGGGAACUAGGAAACGAGCUGCGAGACCCUUUUGGAAUUUAAAUCCACCCCUCCCCCAUGGACUGUUUGUACAACAGUGUUAGUUCUUUUUUUCUUCUUCUUCUUCUCCCCCCUCCACUUUGUGCAUUUGUGUGUGUAACAUUAAUUCUGACUCUGGGUGAUUAAAUGUAUUGAAACUGCAACUCCAGGUUACAAUUUAGCAUCAGAUUAAUUGCAGAUAUCUUUCUGGCAGGUCAUGAGAAUUGCAUUAAAACCACAUUAUUCUACAAGUUUUUUUUUUAUUUUUUUUAUUUUCAUUCAGCUUGUGGAAAUAGAAUAAAUUAAAUCCUUUAACACCUGUGUCAUACGAGUGCAAAAAUUCUGUAACGGCAUAUAAUGCAACUAUAUUUACUUCGUAUUUAUAUCUGUGAUUUUUUUUUUCCAUUUUUGAUUUGAAUCUCAGUGUACUUUACUUUGUCUUAUUUGUAUUGCAUUGUGUUAUGUCAAAGAUUUAUGUAAUAUACAGAUAAAUGUUGGAAAAGAACUUUUUGUGAAUAAGAAGUCGUUCAUUGUAAAUUCACAUCCAAAUGCGAAAUGUAAAAAUAACCAAAAGUUUUUUUGUUUCAAUGCAAUAUUUGAAUGCAUCUUGACAUUUAAAAAGCAGCAUUCUGCUAUUGUGCAGUUUUCAGAUACAGAGGAUGGGUUUAAUUCGAGCAGUAAAGGGAAAAAAAUGCUGCCUUUGUUGGGCUGGCACUCAGUUCUAUUACAAGUAAAUGAACAACUUUAGCUUUUCCUGAACAAAUUUUCAAAUGGGUUUAACCCUUUCUAGAACCAAUGGAGGAAAAUGCAUUAAUAUUACAGGUGGGUGAGGAGGAAAGCAUUAGAAAAUUAUAGAAAAUGCAUCUCUGGCACUUGUGAAAUCGUAAUAAACUGUCUGCAAAACCUUUUUUUCCCCUAAAUAAAGCCCUUAAAAAAUA